Messenger RNA from Dovyalis caffra, 1236 nucleotides. NCBI's taxonomy places the organism in Eukaryota, Viridiplantae, Streptophyta, Magnoliopsida, Malpighiales, Salicaceae. The record is from the annotation of a GenBank genome assembly.
AUGGACCUUCUUGUGUCAGAAAUCACAACUCCUUCAACCCCAUUACUAUUUGCAGCAGCUACAAGUACUAUUGGCAUGAGUACUAGUAGCAGCAGCAGUGAAGCCAGUGAAGAUAGCCCAGCAACAUCGUUUCGUUUUGAGCUUCAAGAAGUCAAGUAUGAUUUUCCAAGAAAAUCUCUAUCUGGGGCUUAUUCAUAUAGGCCUUUGGCUGUUUUAUCAGGUCAUAUUGGAUCAGUUUCUUGCUUGGCGUUAUGUGGGGAGUUUAUUUUAAGCGCUUCUCAAGGUAAGGAUAUUAUAGUUUGGCAGCAGCCUGAUUUGAGGUUGUUUACAAAGUUUGGUCAAGGUGAUGGUUCUGUUAAGGCAUUAGUUACUGUUGGACAUAAGGUUUUUACUGCUCAUCAAGAUAGUAGAAUUAGAGUAUGGAAGGUGUCAAGAAGGUCUGAAAAUGUGUUUAGGCUUGUUGAUACACUUCCUACUACCAAGGAUUAUUUAGGGAAGUUUAUGAAGCAAAGUAAUUAUGUGCAAACUAGGAGACAUCAUAAGAAAUUAUGGAUAGAACAUGCUGAUAGUAUUUCUUGUUUAACUGUUUAUAAUGGAUUGGUUUAUUCUGGUUCUUGGGAUAAGACUCUUAAGGUUUGGAAGAUAUCAGAUUUGAAGUGUUUGGAGUCAAUUAAGGCUCAUGAUGAUGCUAUAAAUGGAUUGGUGGCUUGUAAAGGGAUAGUUUAUUCAGCUUCUGCAGAUGGGAAAAUUAAGGCAUGGGGGAAAGAGGGAAAGAGUACACAUUCUUUGAAGGGGAUUUUGGAGGGUCAUAGAGAUGUUUCACUUAAUUCAGUGAUUGUUUCAGAUGAUGGAAAGUGGGUCUAUGGAGGAGGGUCAGAUGGGUUUGUGAUGGGGUGGGAGGGAAGUUAUGAUUUUGUGAGCUGGAAGUUGGUUUCUGAGACAAAAGCACAUCAAAUGGCUGUUUUGUGCAUGUGUUUGAUGGGGGAGUUUUUGUUUAGUGGAUCAGCUGAUAAGAACAUUGGUAUAUGGAAAAGAGAGGCUUUUGGUAAGCUUUCCAAAGUUGGAAUCAUAAAUGGCCAUGAAGGGCCUGUCAAGUGUUUACAAGCAUCGCCUAAUAAUGUUGGGGGUGGGUUCUUGCUUUACAGUGGUGGCCUUGACAAGAGUUUAAGGGUCUGGUGGGUGCCCAGGCACUCUGCACUGCAGAAUACAGAGGACAAGUCCAUCAGCUUGUGUUAG